ACCAUGGUCUGCGCAACGCCCCAUGAGAUCACGCGCGUAGAGAGCGUUCGCAGCCAGAUCUCCAUCAGUGUCGUGACUAAACACUACCAUCUCGCUCGUGCCAACUUCCAAGACCUCAACGACCACUUCAUCGUCGAUAUCGGCGGGUGCAGCCACCCCACUUGAUUAGUCUGCGGCGCGCUUUUUCCUGGCAUCAUCCACCAGUUGCGUCAGAGAUUUCUAGCAGGACCUGUAUCUCCACCACGCCUCGCAACACGUUCACUUUUCGCCAAACAUACUCUUGAGUAUGGAAGCGCGCGAGUCAUUACUGAACACUGCGGAGCCCAGAUCGACGUUCUUCAAGCCGUUUCGCUGACAAUACGACUUCCGCGUGGUGGCACCAUAGGACGCUAACACGAUAACUGCCUUACGGGACCUACAGAGUCCAGACUGAGCUCCAUCUGCGCACCUUGCAGGAAUGCAAAAAGCGUACGCGACAGCCUUGCUGCUGUCCUACGCUCCUAUUAGCCAUGUUUCCGGAUUUGGCACCAUCAACGAGCCUGCCAUCAUCGGCCAACAUUGCGAGCAUGAGCGCAUCACCAGAGCCGCAUUCGCCUGCCCAGCUGCGCGCCAAAUAUCGGACGGACGAUGCUUCGAAGAGCUGAGCUUGCACCAAUUGUCUGGAAGGUCGGACAUCUACGUCGGCCAGGGAUCAAAUGGAGCAGUCGGCGCACCAGACAUGCUGGACCCAGUACCAGAAGGACCCGAAGCUCACUGCGACAAUGCCGAUUUCCUGGACACUCAACUUUUCAACCUCAAUGUCGAAUAUCCAGUGACACGCCAAGAAGCUACAAACCAGCUGCAGAUAUGCGUCAGUCAUAUGAGGGGCAGGGUCGAAGAAGGUAUCGACGCGGCUGCCAGAAUCGUUGACGAUGGCGCACGUAUCAUCACCCCUGAAGUGGACAUCAGCACCCUAGAUUGCAGAUUUUCGUUUCCAGCUCUGCAGAUGCACGUCUUCGCAAGAGCGAAGUGCUCUGCCAUUGAAGGUUUUGGACGAGCAUUGCACGGCGUCCAGGACUUUUACGCACACAGCAAUUGGGCCGACGACGCGGAACCACCAUUCGGACCCAACAACCCGCCGGGACUGAAGCGGAUUGAUUCACCGGCUUUCUUAGAUCUUCGUGGCGAGAACGACAUCACUGAGCAGGUGCCGCACAAUUUGUCGACAGGAUGUUUUGGCGGGUUAUUCACAGAUGGACCAGUGGGGAAGGCAGGGCAUCCGCUUGAACCAGGCUCUAUUGACUGCACUGGACGCAUCACCCACCACACUCUUAACAAAGACAAUGGAGUCAUUGAUCAUGUCACGGGCAUCGUCAGCACUCCAGGCCCGAAUACCCCACGAAGCGACCUUCCUGGCAACUUCCAACGCGCUGUUACUGCAGCUAUCACAGACUCUCGUCGGCAGUGGCGCCACUUCAGAGAGGCAAUUAGACGCACGUACGGCACUGAGCGUGGCAACAUCAUGAUUUGCGCUCUUGUGCGCGACAAGCCUGCUACCGACUGCUACGGACGCCGUGUGGCCAUUUUGCGAGAUGUGGUGAAGACUGCGAACCGAAUUGCUGAGAUGCAGAUUCCUGUCCACAGGUGGUUGUUGGAAGAGCUUGCCAACAAGCCGCACGACGAAGGGCCAGGAGAAGGCUUAACAGAACAAAAUUCGACAAAAAGCAGAGGGUCAAGCGACGACUUGUACAGACUGCAUCCUGGCUUCGAAGUCGAUUGCGACACCCAAACUAGCCCCGACAUUGGUGCAGCAAUGGCCGAGCUGGUGAACCACUCUACGCCACUGCCGAAGAAUAAGACUGCAGUCGUAGCCUUGACAUGCGCACGCAACUCGAAUCUCGCGGAGCAAAUCGCACACGUCUGGCACGCCGGCGACAAGGGCAUGCGCAUGCACUUCGGUAUUCUCCCCAAGAAAGGCCAGCUCCCAUUCGGCCCGAGGCCGCGCGAGCAAACAAUAUUGACCGGCAAGAUCAGAGAAGAGGAUCUCAUCGCCGCCGUCCUGCGCACGGGCGGCACCUACAGCAUCCUGCACAAUCGCGAGGCCAUACCGCGCUUCGUCGACCACGUCAUCUCGCGGGGCCUGACCGAGUACGACAACUCGCGCGACACUGCCACGCUCCUCCCCGUCGGCCUCUCCAUCAGCGACUACGUGCAGCCCGAAUCAGAGCCGCGCCGCUUCUCAUUCGAUGCGAGCUACACCGACAACGUUGUCAUUGCCGUUGCGCCCAUGACGCCCAAGCUCGCGCUACACGUUACUCUGCGUCACGUCAGGAAGAACGUGGUCUUGAACGAACAGUACGUCGGGCGAGGUGGGAAUAGCACGUUCAGAGCGAAACUCGACAUCGACGAUGUGCCGAGGACAGACGCGUGGUUCGAGCUGGAGGUUGCGCAUGCAGAGGGAAGGGGCUUGGUGGGAAGUGGACUAUUCGAGGUCAGCAUCGAGUCGGAGAGUACGGGCGCAAAUGCGGAGUCGAGCGGGCAGCAUAGAUCCGACAAAGACGAGCAUGACGAGCUGUAAUUCUCUCCAGAGCUGUAGUCCGCGAGGCAUAGACUGUCCUGUUAGACCCUUAAAACGAUCUACUUUUCUUCUCAUGGUAAUGCCCAGAGUGGCAGUACAGUGAUCCAAUGGAGUACUCAUAUUUGCGGUUCGACAUCUGUUCGGUCGAUUCAAGAGCAGUAUUGAAUCGACAGGAGCAAUAAUAUUACCACCUACA
Messenger RNA from Didymella exigua CBS 183.55, 2753 nucleotides. RefSeq lists its product as uncharacterized. The transcript has a single exon. The record is from RefSeq and is a predicted model, not a curated record. NCBI's taxonomy places the organism in Eukaryota, Fungi, Ascomycota, Dothideomycetes, Pleosporales, Didymellaceae. Bases 458 to 2557 code for a protein of 699 amino acids.